AUGAUUCGUUACAACGAAGAGGCGCAACUAACCGCCGCUAAAGCGGGUCUGGAGGCUCCUAAGGCGUCCAGAGGGCCGGCGUGCCCGGUGUUUGAGUUUGGGUUUGAGCGGUUCCCUGGGAUUGGGUCAUGCUGGGAGGCGGGGAUUGCGGAUGAGAAACGGGCAGCGACGCGGCCGCCUGUGAACUGCAAGGGCGUGGACCCGACGUGCAUUCAGAAGAAUGAUCUGCUGCCGCAUAACAAGUGGUCUGCUCAGGUGCUCGUGCUACGCAAUGUGUACAUAAACGUGGUGGGUCAGGUGUUCAACGCCACCCACCUGUUUGAUCACAACGCGUGUGCAGGCAAUCCCAACAUCACCGUCACCCUCCCCUUCCGCUACACCGCCAACCGUACGCGCGUCACGCGCUUCAAAGAGCUCGUCUCCCUCGUCGACUGGUUCGCCUGGUCCACGCGCGCCAUGCUGCUCGACCUCAUACCGCUCUUCAUCUCUCUGCAACGCAUUCUGCCGGCGAUGAGGGGCGUGCCGGUGGCGGUGGGGCACAGGCGGCCGCAUGUGCGGAAUGGAUUGGAGCAGCUGUGCUCACUGGGAGCGGUGGAUGUGCUGGGAGUGCAGGUGGAUAAAAUGAAUGUGCAUGUGGUGAAGUCAAAAGACCUGUUCUUCGCUGAAAAGCUUGUCAUUCCACUGCAUCAGCGGUGUGGGGAGCCCAGCCGCUCCCUUUGGCACUAUCUGCGAAUGAGGCACCUGCUGCCGCCCGGGGGGCUGCCCAUCUUUAAUGCUGACUGGACGUCCAGGUUCAAAGGAUCAACCACCCCAGCGUACACACCCCAUGCCUAUGCCCCGGGCAGCAACUGGGUGGUGCUGCUGGGGUGGAAGGAGCAGCGCGCGUCGCUCCUGCAGAGCCUCAAGCUGCACGAGCACCUCACACGCCUCUUCCCCCCCGAGCGGGUCGUCAUCUACCGGGAAGGCUCCAUCUCGCUUCCGCGCCGAAAAGACCUGCUCAACCGCGCGUUGCUCAUGGUAUCAGUGCACGAUAAUAUCCUUGCCGAUAUUGUCUUCAUGCCGCCCGGAUCCGCCGUGCUGGAGAUUCGCCCGGUGGAGAAUCCAGAUGUGAUUUUCCACCAGCUGGCGGAUAUCUGCGAGAUUGAGUAUUAUUUGGCGUUUUGUGAGGGGGGGAAGGCGGUGGGGAGUGCGGCGGGUGGGUGGGCUGGGAAGUCUGUGGAGGGGAAUUUGGUCGCUAAAGAUCCCAAGGGGGUGCAGAAGAUUUUGACGGAUAUUUCCAGGAAGGUGUUUGUGCGAGCGAAUGCCAUGAGACGGAAAGGAGGCUAG
Molecule: messenger RNA, 1326 nt
Organism: Closterium sp. Naga37s-1
Lineage: Eukaryota; Viridiplantae; Streptophyta; Zygnematophyceae; Desmidiales; Closteriaceae
Source: the annotation of a GenBank genome assembly